This is a messenger RNA of Pocillopora meandrina, 6153 nucleotides long. The record is from the annotation of a GenBank genome assembly. NCBI's taxonomy places the organism in Eukaryota, Metazoa, Cnidaria, Anthozoa, Scleractinia, Pocilloporidae.
CGAUGCGAAAGAAAGUGUAUCUUCGGUAAGAAGCUGGCCUCUGAGACAUGCGUAUGCUACCACGGCUACUGGGGACUGGAAUGCUCAAACACCUGCCCUGGCGGAGCUGCGAACCCAUGUAACAACAACGGAAUGUGUAAUGUCAUCACAGGAGAGUGUGAAUGUAAUGUUAAUUAUAAUGGAACGCAGGACUGUGGCAAAUGUUCUCUAGGGUGGCAUGGCUUUGAUUGUUCCUUGGCUCUUGUAUCACUCAACUUGAACCGUCAUAUCUCCAUCGGCAUGUCAUCGACUGGCGGCCAUUAUGUCUCGUUUGAUGGCUACAGCUUUACUCUUGUGUCCCUGGGUCAAUUUUAUCUGAUGAAUCUACCUGACCUGUCAUUCCAGAUUCAAGUUCGCCAUGUCCCCUGCAGACAGCAGACGGUUUGUGUGAAUGCCAUAGGAAUACGGAUUACGUCGACUGUAGUUUCUUUUCACGCUCCUUACACUACCGGUGGAGCUCCAGUAAUCUGGGUCAAUGGAAAGCUUCUACUUCUUUCAGGAUUGAUUUCCACACUAGGAUCACCACAUCUUGGCAUCCUACUGAAGUACAAUGGGCGCAACUACUAUCAAAUUAUUUGGAAAGACAAUUUUGCCAUGGCCAUUCGAAUUCAUGGUCGAUACUUGAGUUUUAAAGUCGACGUCUCGUCUGCUUAUUGCUAUAACUCUACAGGCUUACUUGGAUCCUGCGAUAACGAGCCCGACAACGAUCUCAAAGUUAGCUCCAAUGGAAGUAUCAUACCCGCAAAUGUCACUCAGCCCGUCUUAAAUACAGAAAUUGGAAGUCAUGCCAUUGUGUAUGACAAAGACAGUUUGAUCGUUCUUAAAUAUGAGCAUUACCACGAAACACGACUACCAACUGGAGGUAUGUAUGCCCUUCUGUUUAAUAAGACAGGGGCCUCAUCGAAACCACUGAUAAAAACGUUCAACCUCAAUGUAGAUAUAACGCUUGAAAUUCUGCUGAAGCCGUACCAAUUCAGUGGAACAAUCUUCUCUUAUGCAGUCUUACAAACGUUUGCAGUUUUGAUUGAAAGUUCACUUAGAAUUCACUUUGGAAAAGCGAUCAUUGAUACGGGCGUGAAUGUGACUAUCAACCAAUGGAGCCACGUAUCACUUGUUUGGUACCACAAGUCUCGAGUGCUAGAGUUUUAUCACUUCAACUUUAAGGGGAAAGUGCAACGACGAUCCUACGUGCUCCCGUCAAAUCCAUUUCUACCAGGCGGUAUUCUUUCCCUCGGACAAUGGGAGCUGUCUCCUGGAGACAGCGAAACUCAUACGGUCGCAUCUUUUGUUGGCACCAUUGACGAGAUCCGUGUAUGGAAGCGAGCCUUUAAUCCUGCAUUUAUACUUCAGAACUGGCGAAUGAAUGUUGUCCCCACUCAUCCUGACCUCACUGGGCUUUGGAAAAUGAACGAAGGUGAAAGUGACGUCAUAAUGAACCUUGUGACCGACGAACACAUCUAUCUACCGAGAUCACCAUGGCAACAGCCACACUGGGUAUUUUCUGAUGCUGACAUCAACACGAACUUAACAUCAUCCGAUAAACCGUUCGAAAUGCACUUUCUCAAUAAGACGUUAGAGAAGAUGGCAAAGGCUUUCUGUUUCGAGCUGUUCUACAAGAGUACACUUCAUGAUCAGUGCCACGGCCAGUUAAAAUCUGAGCUGGAAUUUCAUUACCUUGUUUGCUUGAUAGACAUUGCAACAACCGACGACAUCAGUGCAGCCCUGACAGUUAUAGUUACCUUCGCUGAUCACUGUCAAGCUGUCUUGAACUAUAGUACCUGGCCAGCUCAGCCACUAUGCAAUAAGUUCCCUGGAUCCCACUUCCCCCUGUGGAUUGGAGACAGGUGCGACAUAAAAUGCGUCUUUGGUGCUGCGGAUCCUGAUGAUCGUAACCUAUGCAUCUGUAUGGAAGGCUACUGGGGAAGCGAUUGUUCACAGAUAUGUCCAGGUGGACUGCUAAAUAUUUGUGGAGGACACGGUUGGUGUGAUAGUUCAACUGGACAUUGUCAGUGCCAAGUGAACUGGAGAGGAAACGAAAAUUGUAGUAGCUGUAGUCCAGGAUGGAAUGGAACUGAUUGUCAAUUUGCCGUGGAACUUGUCACUGGUAUAACAUCACAAACCGUCUUAGUUGCAGCUAUCGGAGGAAAUGGCUACUUUACAACAUUUUUUGGCGUCAGUUUUACCUACAGAGUGGUAGGUGAGUUCUAUGUACUGCGGUCUGCUUCCCAAAAUUUCGUCAUCCAGCUUCGACAAGCACCAUGUCCAAUCGAUGGCAGUUACAUCCCGCUUUGCACAACUGGUUUCUCGUUUAGUCUGAAUAAUAAUGUCAUUGCCAUCCGCGCGCCAGUUGCUACGUUUUCAAGAACUGUUCCAAUCUUUCCUCUCAUUUGGUUGAAUGGAAAUGUGGUACAAGUUGACCACAGGACGCAACUAUCGGUGGACUUUGUCAUGUUGCGUAUCUCCACGGUCGCAUUUGAGAUCUACGGUCCAAACGGUGUGAAAUUUGGUAUAACUGUGGGACAUAGUCUUUCUGUAACUAUUCACCUGCCAGCCAUAUACUGUCGAAACUCCACAGGCCUUCUUGGCGCAUGUACAGGCGUCUCCUUUAACAACUCGAACAGUCUUGAAUCGUACAUCACCUCUCUGAAGCAUAAUUCAGUAGUUGACAAGUCACAAACAUUGUUUAUUUACAAGUACCUGCAUUACUCUGAAUACCGAAGUCCAUCUGGUGCAGGAUUUAAUCUAUUUUUCAGGGAUCACUCGGUGCGCUCAGGCCCCCUACAAUUACCUCCUGUUGAUGUGCUAACAAUUGAACUGCUUAUAAAAACCCACCAAACAGGAGGAAUCAUCUUCUCGUAUUUAAGCCAAAACAUCUUUGCUGUCAUCGACAAUACAACACUAGAAAUUAUCUACAAUGGCUCUGUUUUUGACACUGGGCUUAAACUGGAGAUCAAACAGUGGAAUCAACUCACAAUUGUCUUCAAACAACUCGUUGGGACUCUCUACUUCUACCACGUCAGCUCCUCUGGGGCAGUUAAAGUCCGCGUAUUUAAGUUGGAUGGAAACGUUUUCUCAAACGGCGGUGUCUUGGCACUGGGACAGUGGCAGCCAUCACCCAGCUCGGACAGCAUGCUUCCUCAGUCAAGUUUUGUUGGUGAGAUCGACGAGUUUCGUAUCUGGAAGCGACGGACGAACUCAGACCUCGUGAAAAGCAAUUGGAGAUUGAAUGUACAGGCUGGCAUUUACCCUGAUCUGCUUCACCUUUGGAAGUUCAACCAGGCUAACGGAAGGGUAAUUCCUGACAUACUUGGAAAAAAUGAUCUCUUCCUGACAAAGUUUCAUGAGCCACAGUGGACGUUCUCAGAUGCUGAUAUUCCUCGCUUGAACCCGGAAGAAACAACUUUUGUCAACUUAAGCUUGCAGCGAGAUGCAGAAUCCUUCUGUUUUAGCCUCAUUCUCAGUGGACCGCUGUAUGCUAAUUGCGAAGAUCUCAGUAUUCAAGUAGCACAGUUCUACUACAAAGUGUGCCUGCACGACAUUUCGCUGUCGUCAAAGUUACGUUCGGCCGUUUAUGCCGUGGUCACAUUCGCCGACUACUGCCAGAACACCCUCAACCUAAGCGAGUGGCCAGGAAAAGAACUUUGUCAUCACUUUGUCGACCAAAGAUUUCCCUACUGGAUUGGCUCACGUUGUAAUACGCGAUGCGUAUUUGGGUAUCCCAGGCCAGAUAUAAACUCAACGGAUGGCGUUUCUUGCAAGUGCGAACAAAACUACUGGGGAGUGGACUGUGCAAAUCUAUGUCCGGGUGGGCUAAGGGAAACUUGUAACGGACACGGUGUUUGUAGUGUAACUAAUGGUACCUGCGAGUGCGAACCACACUGGAAAGGGAAUAUAUCGGCUGAAUAUAACGCUCCAAUCGAUGAAAACAAUUCCGUCUCGCCAAUACCAUGUAGCAGGUGCACACCCGGUUGGACAGGAGCUGACUGUGCGAUUGCAGAGGACUCCUCCAUACUGGACAAUUCCUCUAUCCCUAGAAUAGCUAUAAACUUUGGUGAUCCUCAUUUUACGAGUGUGACAGGGGUAAACUUUCACUUCGAAGCUCCCGGUGCGUACCAUCUUUUCAACUCAUCAAUUGUAGAUGCACAGGUGCUGAUAGUUCCAUGUAACAACAGAGUGUCCUGUCGACGAAUCAGUGAGGUUUCCCUCCGCACCUCGAAAACAGAGCUGUCGGUUCGUUACAACGAUUUUGAGACAGUGGUAAGCAGUUUAUUUGAUAAAACAAGCAACACCCCUCAGGAGCUUUCCAAGUCUGAUGAAUGGGUCGAGGAUGCAGAUAUCCGAUACCGUUGGCUAACAGAUAACAUCCUGGAAGUUCGCAUCCAAGAUGAAAUUCAGUUUAACAUUCUAUCUUAUUACGGUACCAUUGGAACAGCUAUUGAAGUUUUAAAACAGAGAGAUCAGACAGAUGGCAUCUGUGGCGAGAAGGAGAGCAGUUGGAUACGACAACAAGGAAACCAAAGCCUUACAUCGGAAAACCAAAUAGCUGAUACUUCUAACAAUGACACAACAGAUCAGCAAGGCCUUACUCAAGCAACGAUCCAAAAAAGACUCAUUACACGGUUCAGAAUCAUGGAGAAGGACAAUUCCUUGACGACAAAAUAUGCCUCGCGCAGUUAUUCUGGGGCUGGCUACAUGUUGGAGUUCUCGUCUGGUAACACUGCUGUUAUGUACGCAAGCAACACAAGUUUGCCAGUUCUCGAUGAGUUUACUGUUGAAAUUUGGGUCUGUUUGACGAAUGCAGGCGAAAGCGUUGCUCGAUUCUGUUCCUCAGAUCAGAGAAACAACACUGAACCCGUCACUGGCAGUCACGCUGUUUUCUCUGUUGUCACCGCUAUUGGGGACUUUGCAAUAGUUUGCAACGACGGACUGCAAGUGAAAUGGGACAAGGAGAAAUUUAUAACGGAUAUUAAUCUUUACGAGGGAGUUUGGACUCAUUUAGCUGUAACGUGGAGGACGAUCGAUGGUCGAAUGCAAGCGUUCGUCUAUUCCAACGGAAAGCAUCGUCAAUCAACAACAUAUGGGAUAAAAAAUGGAAAGCAAUUCUCUUUCAAUGGUCUGUUUAUUCUAGGACGUUACAUGCGAGGCUAUAUGGUAGACAGUGAAUACGACAUGCUUGGAGCGUUGGACGAGUUAAAGGUGUGGCAAUAUGCAAAGACGAUGGAACAAAUCAGGGCGUCCAUGAGCGUCAAGUUCGAGGACUACCGCGAAGGACUGGUAUUAAACGUACCUUUUGACGAAGGAAUGGGGCAAACGACGGUGGGGUACCUUUAUAGUCCGAUUUCUGUUGAAGUAGCACUCUCUCUUUUCGAGGCCCAAGUCGUAAAUGUGACCAAUAUUCAUCUGUUUAUUCAUUCUGGAGACUACCCCGGAUGGGCUCCGUCAGGGGUGCACUUGAGUCCCUUAGCGAACUACAGUCUAGCGUUCCUUAACAAAACUCUGGAAGGAAAGGCCUUAGAGAAGUGUUACGAGUCGUUUUAUGAAGGAAAGCUACAGGAACAUUGCAGUCCGAAACUGGUAUCACAAGCCCUGUUUUACUACGAGUCUUGCCUCGCGGACAUUGCCGAUUCAGGCAGUCUUGCACACAGCAAGCUUUCUGUAAGUCUCUUCGGCUUUUACUGCCAAAAAGUCCUUGGAAUUAAAGAGUGCUUGUUGCACGGAACCUACGACGCUUUCCUACGCUGUCCAGGCGACGACGACAAACAAACCAAAUUCACUCCACUAGAGAUAAUUGUUACGACUGUAUCUUCACUACUCUUCCUUUUAUUUCUGCUUAUCAUACUUAUCCUGGUGUGUCGACGAAGAAAGCGCAGAAAGUCCGAAGUGGAGCAGAUUUACCUACAUGAAGCUGGAGGUGAAAGAUCGCAUAAGUACGUCGCUGAAGAUGAGGGUGACCACCCUCAAGCAUAUUCCAUGAGGCAGAUGUUGGACGAGUACGACUUUGAACCGGACAUGGAUGAUAGCCCACAUGAUACACCAAGCGUUAUGCGAAAACCGCUGGUUCGAAAUCCUGCUGGCGGUGUGCUGCCUGAAGGAGAGGAGGAGAGUGCUGUGUGA